CCAGACUGCAUGGCUGCUUAGGAGCUCCUCCCACCUCCCUGUACUCUCCCCCACGCUGCUGCUGCUGCUGCAGAGGACUCCUGCUCGGCUCCUGCACUCCACCUCUGCACAGUGCAACAACAACAGCAGCAGCAGUAUGCCCGGCAGGAACCGACACCAGCCUGCAGCAGCACACAGCCUCCUGGCUCUUUAACUUGUCGCAUGUGGAAUACGUGAAGGCGCACGGAUUCGAGCCUCUGCGGGAAUCAGAAGAGCAGCUUGUGUUGAUUUAUUUUAGAUCUACCUUUCUUUUUUUUCUUUUUUUUGGAGAGCUUUUGCGUUGCCAGGGAGGAGAAAAUCCAAGCAGCCAUGACAGUUCAUCCUGCGUCUUCCAGACACCUUCACAGCCACUUCUGACUAAAUCUGAUUGAGUAAACCGAAGAUGUCAGCGUGCAGUGAUUUUGCAGAACACGUGUGGAAACCCGGCUCUUGUAAGAACUGCUUCCACCCGCUUAGUGCACACAAGACUGUCGGCGUCCUGGAUGGCAGUGCGCCACCCUCAUGUUUGAAAAGCAGCCUGGGAGGCGAUGAAGAAGCUGGAGUGACGUCGCCUUCUCUCUACAGCAAGCCAACCAUCGCUGUCAAACCCACCAUGAUGAGCCUCGACACCAACGAGUCAGCUGACCUCAACAUGAACAUCGAGCAGCAGGAGAACACAAAGAGCCCAGCAGAGCUGUUGGGCCUCAAGAAGAUCUUAGACCUGUCACCUCUUUACAUUGAUAGUAACGGCUGCAACAAGGCCCACAGAGACGCGGUUCUACAGAGUCCCGAUGCCAACAAGGACUACAACAACUGCUACUCUUUGGCUCCUUUGUCCCCAAGUAUGCUGCCAAAAGACUCCAUGAUCAUCAGCAAUAUCUUUGUCACCCAGGAGGAAGGCAGAGGUUCUCAGAGUUUAAAGAAAAAUGCCAAUGAAGACUCCUGCAGGCAGCAGAAUAGUGUGACCGCUAAUAGAACUAAGAGCACUUACAAUGGAAGCGUUGUGACUUCCAGAGCAAACUAUCAGGAGUCCCAUCAGGCAUCUGUGGAGAUUCCUUUGUCAGCGGAUAUUGUCCCUUCCAGUCCUACUAAAAAUCACAGCAAUGGUGUAAGUAGUGGGAGUCCUACCACUGUCACCACAAAGACAUCCAGCACUUCUCCCACUUCCUACACCACAGCCUUAACUGUGGACACCACUAGCCCAACAUCCCUCCACUCUGUCCCUGCUCUGUCUAAACAGAGCAGCCUGUCGGACUCCACUUGCUCUUAUCGUAGCAGUACAGAUUCACUUCCUGGGCCUGAAGGGUCAGGAGGAAGACCAGACAGGUCAGGGAGUCCCCAAAGCCCUCCAGCCAUGGGGAGCCCACGGUCAACCCCCAACUCCCCCAAUGGACAGAAAGACUCUGAACCCAUUUACGCAGAGAGCACCAAGAAAAAGCGCAGGCCACAACAGAAUGGACUGCAGUCCAAUCCAGAAUCCCCGAACAAGACCAAGCAGUCCCAGUGCUCCGAGCUUGAACUUUCAGGAGAGAGUCAACGGGCCACCAUCACUGUAAUGGCGGCUCACACAGAGGAGAACAACAGGACUUUCUACCUGAGCAGCCCAGAUUCAGCCGUCAGCACCCAGUGCCACUUCAGUCCCACAGCACGGAAAGACCCCAGCAGCCCAGCUUUCCGAUGGCCCAGUCCCAGCCAUAGCGCACCCUCACUGACUCCAGAAGCCUGCCUGACCCCUACUCUGCACACCAAGCCCCAGUCUAGCCCACCUAUUCCUCCGAAGAGGAACAUUCGCUCUCCCAAACUGGGCACCUCUAGCCUCUCACCGUCCAUGUCCUCUCCAGUCCCUCUUCCUGAACUUCCCAGACUGGGCACCUCCAGCCUCUCGCCAUCCAUGUCCUCUCCUGUCCCACUCCCUGAGCUCCCCAUGCUUGUCCUCGUCUCUGCUCGAGAGGGACACUUCAAGGUCCCAUCGGAGAACCAGAGUACAGCAUCUGAACGCUGGCACAAGCCCCACCACCACAGUUCUGCCUGGAACUGCCGUAUCGAGGAAGAAGAGGAAGAGGAAGAGAGGGAGCGGAAAGAUGUGGAGAAGAAGAAGCUCGCUGCCAACGCAGGGACAACCUCUCGGGUGACAGGCCUGCUCAAUGGUGCUGCUGUCUGGAAGGAAGCCAAAGACUGGAAAGCCCACAGCAGCCCCCCUCCGAUGACAGAGCCAGGCACGGCCCCCCCGGCUGCCCCAAACAAUGGUGCCUGUCAGGGGGAAACCAGGGGCACCGGCACAGAGGAGGAGGUUAAGCAUAACGGGAGCAUGCCGGCCAAGCAACCGUUGCAUGGCAGCUCAUCAGAGCUGCUGGCAGCAGGGAAGGGAGCUGCCAACAAUGACCCCAACCCACCACCUCCACCACCUAAGAAACUGCACAGAGUGUGCAGUAAGAUGAGUGGCAGCAACAUGGAGCUGGACCGCUGCAGCCAGCAAGGGUCAGUAGAGAGUCCUACUUCAUCUCUACGAGGCCUGAGCACUGCCAGCCUACCGACUGCCUCCACUGACAACCUGACUGCUGACACCGGUUCUCGGGAUGCUUCACGGCUGUCUUGUUCCUCUCCAUUUCCCCGAAGUCCAGUGGCCUCAGCUCCAGGGUCUCCUCAUCCUCCCUCCUUUAACAGCUUGGGUAACCAGCCGCCUCCUCUCCCAGAGAAAAAGAUGGUCAACCGCACCGUGUCGGCUCCGGACAGCGGCAACGGAAAACCCUUCAUUCGAGCCUACCCGCGCCUCCCUUUCACCGGCUCAGAGACCAACGUGUGUCGAUCUGCAGACCUCAGGUCCAGUUUACCAUCCAGCCCUGUGGAUCCACGGCCCAUUUUCUCUUCCAACGAGUCUCUGGAGCGUUGUCAUGCCCCGCUUGGUAGAUCCUCCAGGUCCCGGACGCUGGACGAGCCAUUCAAGACUCCCGGGCGUUUGGGCGUACACUGCCGAAGCAGCAUCACCUGCUCCUCUUCGCCCCAGCUCAGCGCGCCCUUUUCAUCCUUGGAACCGGGUUCAGCACCAAAUUUGGGCUCCAGCCUGCAGCUCCAGACUCUCCUGAGUAACAUUGACAGUAGAGAGGGAGUGUACUCCAAACUUGGGGGUCUGUAUGCGGAGUCUCUGCGGCGUCUGGCUCUAAAAUGUGAGGAUCACUUCACUCGCUCCCAGAGGAACCCACUAAGGUUCGAGGAGAGCAACUGGUCUCUGUUCCGACUCACAUCGAACAAGCCGAGCUGCAACGCAGGAGAUGCUGUGUACUACUCUGCUGCCUGUGCGUCAGACCCAAGCAACUCCUACGCUGUGAAGAUCUGCAAGAGCCCCUCUGUGGAUGCCAAACAGGGCCAUCUCUACGGUCUGUCGGUGCAGCAGAGCAUGCCUCCUCACUUCAACCUCCAGCAGGACUGUGGCCACUUUCUCGCCUGUGUCCCCCAGAGCAUGUUGCCUUUUGAUGAGGUCUCUCUGCCCACCACGCCGGCUUCUUCGCUGCCUCAACCCUCCACUUCUAGCCAGCAGGUAGACAGAGAGCGAGUGGUGGUCAUCACACCAGAGAUCCCUCAGCAGACAGCGGUUGACUUUGUUCGAGAGUGGGAGAUGUUCCAUAAAACUCAGCCGGAGGUCUACGAGCGCCGCGUGUGCUUCCUCCUCCUGCAGCUCUGCAACGGCCUGGAGCACUUAAAGGAGCACGGGGUCACGCACCGUGACCUCUGUCUAGAAAACCUGCUGCUGGUGCCUCAUCAGCGCAGGUCCUCCCAGUUCACCCAGCAGAACAGCACCGACAAAAGCCCCAGUAAUGGCUCCGGUAUAGACAUUCAGCGCCACCUUCCCCGGCUCCUCAUCAGCAACUUCGCCAAGGCCAAGCGUCGCUCCUCGGAGGAUGCCGCCUCAACUAGUGUGGACCCUCGCAUCAAACGUGACCAUGCCAGGUUGGCGCCGGAGAUCGUCUCGGCCGCUCAGUACCGCAAGUUUGAUGAAUUCCAGACGGGCAUCUUGAUCUAUGAGCUCCUCCACCAGCCCAACCCGUUUGAGAUCAGUCCAGCACUGAAGGAACAAGACUAUCGCUGUGAGGACUUACCUCCAGUCCCCUCUGUCUCCCUCUAUUCAGCGGGCCUCCAGAGGUUGGCCCAGCUCCUUCUCCAGCCCGACCCCAUCAAACGCAUCCAUAUCCAGGAGGCCAAGCGUAUACUGCAGAGCCUGCUGUGGGGCCCCAGGAAGGACCUGAUGGAGCAGCAGUGGGAGAGGCACGGACAAGGGGGAAGCUUUGUCGACGGAUCCCGACACGAGGGCCUCCUCAACUGGCUGGACGUGAAGAGGGCCCUGCUGAUGAUGAAGUUCGCUGAGCGUUCCCUGGAGCCGGAGAGGAACGCAGAGCUGGAGGACUGGUUGUGCUGCCAGUACUUUUCCUCGGCUCACCCUCUGUCGCUCUGCCAUACUGCUGAACUGCUCUACUCGCUAAAGUGACGGCGAGUGGAGCCAAAGUUGAGUGUGAAUUUGUGAAUGUGUGUAUGAGGAAGACCAAUGGGUCCAGAUACUGUGAUCCUCUGGAGGAACUGUGAACCUGCCCAUCUGUUCGUGCUACUUCUACACGCAUGAGAGUCGUCCACUCUGUACUGUACCUUUUUACACCGACAGUAUCCAUUUAACUUGACCUCUGAACACACAGUCGGUAAUGUAAUAGUCUCGGAAAUACGGACAAAAUCACAAAACAUUCACAAGCAGACUCGAAUAGUUUUGUACCAGUGAUGCUGAAGAAAACAUCGGCAAAAAGGAAGAACAGGAAGAAUGGACAGUAUUCCUAAUUCUAUAAUACACUUACCAAAGUUUCAUGUUUGACACUGUAUUGUGUGUAUUUAUUAAAUGUCAAUGGAGACAUUGUACGCACUGAGGACCGGCUAAUAAUUCAUAACCUUGUGUCGUAUCUAAAUGUGCAGCUAACUUUGUCUGUAUACUGUAUGGCUAAUUUGUCUGAUACUGAAAAUAUGAGGUCAUUUGCAGACUCACUCUGUUGCACCUUUUCUUAUAUGUUUAGGCAUAGGCACAUUGCUGUACUGUACACUGUGUAAACCACACAAACUUUAACCAUAGCCACAGAAUAACGUGUGUCCCUCCAUGGGUUACUAGUUUGAUCAGUGCAGCCUUCCUUAAGUAUUUUCAGUUAACAAAACAAUUGGCAGCGUUAGAGAUUGCUUCUACUGAAUGCAUGAUGCCCAGUUUCUCCCUUUUGCUUCCUUUUAGUACAUAUUUAAAUGUUUUUGGACAUUUGUCACAGUGCCUUUUGUUCUUUGUAUAUGUUACAGUGACUCAAGCCAAAUGUAAAUAUUACUGAUCAUUCGUCCUUUGUGAAACUGGCCUUUCACAGAAUGUUCGAGUAACAACUUUGUACAGUGAUUUGUAGAUGAUAUUAGAAAAAAAGAUGAGCCCAAGCAGGUCUUAAGAAGCCAUGAAUAUGAGCAGCGGUUAAAAAAUAUUUAUGAUGUACUUUGUUAUCCUGUAGCAGUCACUGGACUUUCUCUGUUUAUUUUCAUAUGUGGAUUAUCAAGUUUUUUGUUUAUUUGGCACAGCAGCAGCUGGGCUUGUUUUUUUGCCUCCUAUGUCCCGAGUCGGCUGCAGAGAGAGCUUCAAGCUCUAAACUUUUUAAAGAAUUUCCUAAUACAGUCUAGAGGGGCAGAAAGUUAUCGGCCUGCAUGCAGGUUUGCGUCCAAGACUGUUUAAAGUUAAAGAGAAAAUGGCCUCAAUUCACAACUAAUGCAUUGUUGGUUUGAAUUCUUUUGUGUGUGCCUCACUUAUUUGCAUCCAUCAAUAAACUGUGCAUAUAUUUUCUCACAGUA
Acanthochromis polyacanthus (spiny chromis) is the source of this 5865-nucleotide messenger RNA. Its product is annotated as inactive tyrosine-protein kinase PRAG1. Lineage: Eukaryota; Metazoa; Chordata; Actinopteri; Pomacentridae. The transcript is spliced from 6 exons. Bases 422 to 4498 code for a protein of 1358 amino acids. The record is from RefSeq and is a predicted model, not a curated record. Gene Ontology annotation, biological process: protein phosphorylation. Gene Ontology annotation, molecular function: ATP binding; protein kinase activity.